Rana temporaria (common frog) is the source of this 3299-nucleotide messenger RNA. RefSeq names its product drebrin like (gene DBNL). The coding region runs from base 90 to 1577 and encodes 495 amino acids. Gene Ontology annotation, cellular component: site of polarized growth; dendrite; plasma membrane. The record is from RefSeq and is a predicted model, not a curated record. Lineage: Eukaryota; Metazoa; Chordata; Amphibia; Anura; Ranidae. Gene Ontology annotation, biological process: positive regulation of axon extension; postsynaptic actin cytoskeleton organization; neuron projection morphogenesis. The transcript has 13 exons. Gene Ontology annotation, molecular function: actin filament binding.
GCGUGUGAGCGGAGGGCGCAGUAGGAAGCGGAGCGCGCAGUGCGGGGUGUAGAGGAAGUGGAGGAGAUCGGAGGACACACACCGGGAACAUGUCUGUGAAUCUCAGUAAGAACGGAGCCGCUCUGCAGGCCGCCUAUAAGGAUGUGGUGGACGGAAAGACGAAGACGAACUGGGCUUUGUACACAUAUGAAGGAAACAGCAAUGACAUCAGACUUGCGGGGACUGGAGAUGGUGGUCUGGAAGAACUGGUGGAAGACCUGAGCAGUGGGAAAGUCAUGUAUGCCUUCUGCAGAGUGCAGGACCCCAACUCGGGUCUUCCCAAAUAUGUCCUCAUUAAUUGGACCGGGGAGGGUGUGAAAGAUGCCAGGAAAGGAGUGUGUGCCAAUCACGUCAGCACCAUGGCAAACUUCUUAAAGGGAGCCCAUGUUACAAUCAAUGCCCGUGCUGAUGAGGAUGUAGAACCAGAAGUUAUUAUGGACAAGGUGGGAAAAGCCUCUGGAGCCAACUAUAACUUCCAUAAAGAGAGUAGCAGAGGCAGUGAUGCUCCUCAGGGCCCCGUGGGCUCCGUUUACCAGAAAACAAACGCAAUGUCUGAAAUUAAACGCGGUGGAAAAGAAAACUUUUGGGCAAGGGCAGAGAAAGAUGAGGAGGAGCGCAGACUAGAGGAACAAAAGAAGUCAUCCUUGGAGAGGGAUCGGCUGGAGAGGGAGCGUAAAGAGAGAGAGCAGAAAGAGGCAGAGGAGAGGGAGAAACGGUUCAAAACGAGGGCUGGAGAAAUAGAUGCUCAUAGGAAGGCACAGCAGGACUCAGAAAAACCAGAUCGGGAUUCUGCUGCUCCACGAAAAGUUAAUGCCCGAGAGGUGUUUAUGCAGAAGGAACGUGCAUUCCCUAACGCUGCCCCAGUGAGUGCACAGCCUGGAAAGCUGCGCAGUCCCUUCCUCCAAAAGUCGACCAGUCAGCCUGAGCCUGAUUCUCCUCCAUCAUCCCCUGUAAAACGGGCUCAGGAACCCCCUGCAUCACCUGUGUGUCGUGAUAAGGAACCCCCUGCAUCACCUGUGUUUCGUGAUAAGGAACCCCCUGCAUCACCUGUGUUUCGUGAUAAGGAACCCCCUGCAUCACCUGUGUCUCGUGAUAAGGAACCCCCUGCAUCACCUGUGUCUCGUGAUAAGGAACCCCCUGCAUCACCUGUGUAUUACCAGACACCCCCAAAGUCUCCUCCUUCCCCUGUGUCUCGUCCUCCUCCAGUACCCACUGUCAAAGUAACAGAACAAGUCUCUGCUCAUCAACAGCAGGAGGAGGAGGAUAUAUACCAGGAGCCACAGGAAGAUAAUGUUUAUGAAGUUCCACCCCAGGAUCAGCAGGAGGAGCCGGUUUAUGAAACAGGAGUAGAGGAAGACCAGGGACUGUGUGCACGAGCGCUCUACGACUACCAAGCUGCGGAUGACACAGAGAUCUCCUUCGAUCCGGAUGACCUGAUCACACACAUCGAGAGGAUUGAUGAUGGAUGGUGGCGUGGAUAUGGUCCUAGUGGGAACUAUGGCAUGUUUCCUGCCAAUUAUGUGGAACUGCUGGAGUGAGAGACAAUUGGUUGAAAGUGAGACCUUACAAUAAGAGAGGCUCCUACUGCACUGAUACAGUUAUAUUUCCAUGGGCUGUAACCACAAAAAAACACCUAAUGUACUUAAUGAAACGCUCUAUGUUUAACUGUGACACAGAUGGCUGAUUCCACUAUUCAUCACACACAGCCUUGUACUUAGUCACUUUUCAGUUUCUGAAUUAAUAUGGACCAACGUUUAUGACCAAAGUAGGCUGCUUAUUCUGAUCACAGUGGCUAUGGUACUUUACUUUCCAUAGUCUAUAUGGACAGGCCUGCCUAUACCUAACGCUGUGUUUCUAUUUCUUCAGCCACAUUUAAUGUGGAAUUCCACCUCUUUGGCAAAUCUAUUUUAAAGUAUGGCUACACAAUGUAACUUCGUAAAUGGCAUUCAUUACCCUUUUAGAUCUUAAGAGUUUUCAUUAUUCCCAAUGGCAAGUGAUCCAGCUGCCCUUGUUGCCAUGUGGCCAUUAUGGACACAAUGAAGUGUUAUCACUAUGCAAAGAUUCUUAUAACCAUAGAAAGACCCUAUGACAUCCAACAAGAUUUUAAUAUUUUUUAUUAGAUACAAUGGGUAUUUUAGGCGUAACGGAACAAAAUUCUGUAGUUAAUGAAUGCUAUAGAUCAUUUCUUCCAGCAUUAGAUUUGUCAGAAAGAUGGACCUUCCCAUUAAGACGAGCAUGAAAUUCUUCCACAAUCCUUUUCCUUCCCAAGUGCAAUCCUGGUUACUAGCACCCGCUGCUGUACACCCUCCCCAUUCCAGGCAUCCCCUUUGCAUACACACAUACGUUGCCUUUUCAUCUAUAUGUAAAGUCUGAUGAUUGUUCUUUCUACACUUCCCAUUAUUGAUACAACAUUCCAUUUCGCAAUUCAUUCUUUAAAACUAGCACUUUCCUUGGCUAUUCAUUCUGCUUACACUGUAAUGGCCAGACAACAGGUACACUUUAUUUUUUACGCUACUACAUUAAUCUUGUGGAUGGUUUUAAAGUGCCCCUCUCGGACCAAAAUCACUUUUGUAUGGUAAUGCAUACUUGUAAUAGAAGAGUCGCUAUACUUACUUUCCAGCACCAUGUUUGUUGUUCUGCCUCUUCGCUUCUCCUUGGAUGCAUUAGGUAUUUACCCGUCGUAGUUUCUCUUGCCGAUUCAUACAUCCUGUAGUUAAGUGCAAGUCAGCAGGAGAAACCACAACGUGUGGUUGGAGGUGGCCACAUAUUCUACACGUGGUAGUGUGAAAUGGCUGGUGGGAAGAUGACCUUAAUUUCUGAGAAUGAAUCGCUGGAAAGGUUAAUAAUAGCGACUCUUCUAUUACAGGCAUGUUUACUAUGCAAAGUGAUCCUGUUAUGUUAUGAUCCCUUUCUCCAUUUUCAGUGUUUUAAAAGUAAAAGUCCUUCCUAAGAGCAGGUCUCGUAAGAUGCUUGGUACUUUUUUUUUUUUUUUAGCGCAAUAGAGGAUUUGGCAGGAAGGGACCUUUUUAAUGUAGGAUUCACUGGUACCACAUCCCUUUGAAUACCAUAUUAAAAAACGAAGAAACCUAACACACGAAAACAAUAUGGGAUUUUUACGGUACCACACACAAAUAAAAAAUGCUUUUAUUGAUACAAGUCCAAAUGAUUAUAAAAACAUUAAAAUGCCCUGCAUAUAGAGGUACAUCAUACAAGUACAAAUGUUACAUGGUGCAGCCAUUAAAGCGGGGGUUCACCCUAUU